AUUAUUCAAUGUGCGGGAACAAAAACUGUCACAUGACCACAAAUGCGAACGACCACGGCUAUUUUUCGGAUAAAACGUCAAUCGAAGUAUUUUAACAAGAUGCGACGAAAAACAAAGCUUAACUUACAUAGAGUCAAAUCCAGAAGAUCGAAAUGUGGUUAUGCUGACAUGACGCGAGAACUGCUUCAACUUGUCGCGAUAGAUGAUGUAAACGCUCGGAAAACUUUGUUGCCACAAAAGAAAUUCAUCAACACCAAGAUCUCGAACAAAUCAGCACACCUAUGCAUGACGCCUUCGCGAACCAACAAACGCAAACUGACACCGUUGAAAUCUCCUAUUAAGACUCCUUUCAAAUCUCCCAUUUACAAAGCAAGAGCAAUCGACCAUUUAUAUACCGUACGGGACGAUCGCAUAAAUAUCAUCUGCUGGAGAAGUCUAAGGAUUUAUCAUCAGAGUGUGACCAGAACUGUGCGGCAUGCGUCUCUAGAUUCAGAGCAGUCGUUACUGAUAUUACGAUCAAAGACCAUUUCUUUGAUCAUCGAAAAGGGAGUAAGAAGAAAGGCGGGACCGUUGAUAUGGACAGAAACUCUAUACAAAAAGGCGCCCUUGGUGUUAGGUGGGAAAAAGCUAGAAGAAAUGAUUCCAAAAUGCUGGUUACUUCUAAAAUGGGCUUAACAGACGUCAUCUAACUUUCAUUGUGUUUUGUGUACUAUAUUAAAACAGCAAAACGAUGAAUUCGAAUGUAAAUAAUAUAGAUUAUAUACCAGCAACAUGUAAUGACAUAUUCAUUUAAAGGUAAAUAUAUGUACUUAUGCGAACAUUUACCAACUGAAUGUGCAUGUGU
Dreissena polymorpha is the source of this 844-nucleotide messenger RNA. RefSeq lists its product as uncharacterized. The record is from RefSeq and is a predicted model, not a curated record. The coding region runs from base 43 to 675 and encodes 210 amino acids. Lineage: Eukaryota; Metazoa; Mollusca; Bivalvia; Myida; Dreissenidae. The transcript is spliced from 4 exons.